AUGAAGAGCGCCCCUGUCCCGACGCUCGGGGCGCGCGAACGAGGCGCAUGCUGUGCUCCGCCUCAUGCCUCAUGCGGUCAGAUGGUUCCUGAGCUCAUCACGCGGCCUUUCAUGUCCCUAGCUUCGUUUAGACGCCCGCAUCGCAUCGGCCUAUCAAUGCCGCAUGCACAUGCCAUUCCGCAGCCUGUGUACACGUCGCCGACGCGCGUCCCCUUCGUAUUCGCUGAGCUUGUUACAAACCCUUCAUUCCCAUCCCCUCCCCCGUCUCGAAUAACGCCGAACAUCCUCGAAUUGUCCUCUCUUCUGCUACCCGCUACACAGCCCACCGGUCGUCGAACUCGGUUCACUUACACCAUGCACUGCAUCCUUGCGCUCAAUUGGCCAAUACUGGACGGACACACUCUGUCAGCGAUACUCGUUUCUAAGUUCUGUCUCUUCUACCACACCACUCCUAGUACACUGUGCACUGGUACCGUUGAAACCCGUAAACUUCCCUUACAUCAAUUCCCGACUGGUCCGACAAUCAUACCGUCUUCUACCGCUUUGUCCAUCCUUCGCCGCAAUAUAUAUCUCGCAUCUUCCUCUAUUGGAACUGGAAAUCUCUAUCACUUUAAGAACCCGCCUGAUUUCCGGCUUCCAUUUGAUCCUCUGUACUCGGGCUCGCCGUCGUCCUCUGCCGGAAAACCUCGGGCUGCUCCUUUUGUCAUUGGCUACCAUUCCUCAGGCAAGGUAUUCGACUUUCCAGAAAUAAAGAAUACGAUACUCGCAUCCCCCUGUUCAACGCACAUUGCCAGGGCUGUGUACUACUGCUAA
This is a messenger RNA of Fomitiporia mediterranea MF3/22, 813 nucleotides long. RefSeq lists its product as uncharacterized. The record is from RefSeq and is a predicted model, not a curated record. Bases 1 to 813 code for a protein of 270 amino acids. The transcript has 4 exons. NCBI's taxonomy places the organism in Eukaryota, Fungi, Basidiomycota, Agaricomycetes, Hymenochaetales, Hymenochaetaceae.